AGGAUGGAUAAUUUUAUUCGCGUAUAUAGAGAGUCAUAAUGAUUCCAUGAAAUGGCAAGAAAUAGCGGUAUUGAUAUUAAAAGUGUCUUUGACGAAUACCUGCAAAAAGAACAACAAUUUGAACAAGAAAUAGAAGAACGUAAUAAAUUGCGUCGCGAGAUUCAUAAUAAGGAUGUCUCCAGAAUUUCUAACUCGUCGUCGACAAAUCUUAUAAAUUUGGAAAAAUCUCGUAUUCGUAAUCAGACUCUUCUAAAGGAUUUGGAGAUGUCUAGAGCACGUCUGAGAACUUACGCGUCUUACACACCUACCGAUGCGGAACUACAACAGAUUUCAUCGAUUUAUCGGAAUCAUCUUCGUAGAAAUACGGAAUCUUGAUGAGCUCAUUAUUUUCAUAUAGUCGAUGCCCGGUGAUCUAUGAUUCAAUCUGAUAACUCGAGCCGAACGAACAAACUUGCAAAUUAAAAGUUUGUUGAUCGUUGGGAUCGAUGAAUCAGAUUGAUCAUUAAGUAUUUAUCCAUUUGUAGCGACUGCGAACAUGUGCUUCAAACAGAACAAGAGAAUUGAUGCGUGAGCAUAAUUAUUAAUGUCGCAAAUUCAAAUCUUCAGUCUAUACUUUUGCACUUCUUUCGAUUCGAGUUACCGCAAACAGCUACUACUUUUACGUAAAAAUGCGACAAAUAAAAUAAACAUAUAUUGUAACAAUUUGUCUGCAUUUACGCAAAUCGAUAAUAUUAUCAUUAUUCGCGAAUAAUUAUUAUAUCACAUGCGAUACAAACUACAUCCCUAAUAUUGUAAUAAUGUCGACAAUGUAUUCGAUUUUACACGAACGUGAUCGUGAACAGUUGAUUUUUUGCUUUCCAACAAAAUACGAACUGCAAACUGAACGAAUCUAAUUUGCACUAUAAUCUAUUCGUUCAAAGGUCUCACAAGAGACCCAUUUACAUAGGCAAUGCGUUACUUUUUAAAAGAUUGCGUGAUGAUUAUCCGAAAGCUUACCAUAUGAUAUCUUGAUAGGUCUUUUCAUUUGGCACCGCGCGAGAGAGCUUCUCGAGGAAUUAUGCGUAAGGGAAAUGCGUAGACAAGUGGCGAACGGUUUCCACCUGUCUUUAUGCAUACUAUAUUCAUAUUUAUUUUCUAUGUGUGACCGCGCGCUAUCAUUGCAGAUAAUUACCGGCGCACACAACGUGCACACACACGAUAGGACGACCAUGUAUUCAAUAGCUGCCCGAUAAGAAGCUGCUCAGGCCAAUAAUUUGUCGGGAAGUUGUAUAUAUUUUACAACAUCUUUUUGUCUUUUAUAUACGACGCGAAUCUAGUCUUGACCUUCAUAGACUAUUUAUUUUACCAGCGUGACUUUUUGACCGUUAAAUUUGUUGGUAGAUUUUACGAUUUUAGAUUCGGAACAGAGUUUGCUACUACGUGCUUUAUUGUUGACCUCGUAUUCGUACAAAACUUUUCGAACUAAAAAAAGUGCGCAAUUUAUGCAAAUUAGCUGCAUGUGCUUUACUUACCUUAUUCUUACGCAAAAUAUAUUAGAAAGGAAUAUUAAAAAUUUGUGCGAACGACAUGUAUAUGAAUGUUCUAUGCACAGCAGAAAAUUUAGAAGGACUGAGAGCCACACGUGAAAUGAGACAAGGUAUAAUUUUGUAUUUCUACGUGGCAUAGCAGCUGAAUAAACGAAAUAACGUUCUGACUUUUUACUUUGACCAUCCGCUUGCAAACAUCUGUAUCAACAGCCUCAUUAUCUUGAGGGAUACUAUCUCUUUUAUAUAAUUUGGUCAGGACCCCGCUCAACAUUCUCUGCGAAUGUAUCCAUAAAUUGAAAUCGAAAUUUUCGUAUAAAUUUGUGAUUUUGCAUAUGAUGUAUCGCAAAAAUAUAUUUCGCAGCUCUCAUAUUUUAUGACACAUUAAAUUUAUCUAUCUAGAACAUUGUAGAUCACGCCUUUAAACUAUUGAAGAAGUUUGUUUUAUGGGAUUGAUAGAGAAUAUCGCGUUUCACUACAUUUAUUAUUUAUCCAGUUGCAUAAGCUUAGUAUAGCAUACAAGUUUGUUGCAUUUGUCUACUUAACUAUUGGGCAUUGAUGCGUUAUCGCUAUCGCUGUCGUUCACUGAAUAAUAAAUGCGUGUAUCAUUGAAAUGUUUCUUGCAUGCCCUUAUAUGUAGACUAAAUGAGAUACUUAUUCAUAUUAAUUUUUUAAUUUUUAUUGAUAGGAAAAACUUACAUUAAUAAUACAGAUUUCCUAUUACAUACGGAAAAAGAACAAAAAGGAAAAAAAAAACAUAAAUAAAAGGAAUAUCACGAAUGUGCUUUCUUAAUUGAUUAUAAAAAUGAUUUAACAGCUAUAGUUUAUCAUAUUUCGUUUUCAAAUAAUUAAAUUUUUACUCAACACUU
Molecule: messenger RNA, 2392 nt
Organism: Cataglyphis hispanica
Lineage: Eukaryota; Metazoa; Arthropoda; Insecta; Hymenoptera; Formicidae
Exons: 3
Coding region: 52-375 (107 amino acids)
Source: RefSeq, a predicted model, not a curated record